AUGAUGAACUUUAUCCCGAAACGGUGCCCCUCCGUCAGUUUGCUAUUCGGCAAGCGCCCGAUUCAGCGCAUCGAAGUCGGCGCCGCCCGCCACCAGAUGGAAAUCCCAGUGAACGCCAUUAACAAAAUCUACGACGGCGUCGACCCCAACCUAGAGUACCACAACAAAGAUUACAACGCCAUGAAGUGGAAGGACUUCAUGAAGCUCAAGCUGGACGCGUUCUACCUUGUCGAGGCGUCUCAGAGCGAGUCCGCAGCCAAGUCCGCGCUGCCGGAUCUCAACUGGUUUUCUGACUUGGCGGACAUCUACUCGGGUCAGCAAGCGAUGGCGCAGAUGGACGUCGCUCUCAAGGCUGCGGAGCAACCCAAGUUCGCGUACCCUAUUCAGGGAAAAAGCGUCAACUAA
Messenger RNA from Besnoitia besnoiti, 405 nucleotides. RefSeq lists its product as uncharacterized. Lineage: Eukaryota; Apicomplexa; Conoidasida; Eucoccidiorida; Sarcocystidae. Bases 1 to 405 code for a protein of 134 amino acids. The transcript is spliced from 2 exons. The record is from RefSeq and is a predicted model, not a curated record.